AUGGCGAGAUGGCUAAGUGAAAUGGCACAGAGAGGGAUGGGCCUUCGAAUGGUUGAAUUUCUGGACUUUGUGGAAAGUGUUGUAAAAAAAGAGAAGCGAAAAACUCCCUUCAAAGAUGGAAGACCCGGCAAAACCUGGUAUUACGCAUUUAUGCGUAGAAAUGCCCACAUUAUUAGUUCACGCAUUGAGACACCGUUAGAACUAAAAAGAUCUAAACUAACGAAGGAAAAAACGGAUUUGUGGUACAACAGUUUUAGAGACUUUCUCAUAGAUAAGAACUUGAUUGAUAAACCAAGUAGAAUAUGGAACGCUGAUGAGACAGGAUUCAACAUGGGAAGCAACAAGUCAAAAGUAAUUGGACCUGCGAAAAGAGAUCUGUCUGUACCACACAUAACCAGUGGGAAACAGCGCUUGACUGUGAUGUUCUGUGGAAGUGCAACAGGUCAAAUGAUGCCACCCUUUUUGGUUUACCCAGAGCCAAAACCAAGAGGAUACAAUCCAUUAAAUGGAUCAAUAGAAGGGAGUGACAUUGCAUUCACAAAAAAGGGAUGGAUGGAUGUAGAUACCUUUUCAAAAUUCAUUGACCACUUUGAUAAGUUUGCGGGAACUGACCGUCCAGUGGUGUUAUUAAUGGACAGUGUAAGCAGCCAUGUGGAUUAUUCAGUUUUCAUGAAAGCAAUAGCCAGGGGCAUUGAGCUGUACCGUUUGGUUCCAAAUGCAACACACCUGAUGCAACCCCUGGAUAAGGGAGUAUUUGGACCAUUAAAGUCAAGAUGGCACAUGGUAUCCAGGAAGUACAUGAGAGAAAAUCCAGGAAAAUGUAUUGGCAAAGAGGUUUUCGCGCAGAAAUUGACAGAGGCCUACCUUCAGUUCUACAAACCUAUUACAGUAAUAAACUCAUUUAAAUCCUCUGGCAUAUAUCCAGUUGAUAGCUCUGUCAUCACAAGCGAAAUGCUGAAACCGGCAUUGACCUUCUCCGGUCCAGAAUCUGUGGCAGACCAACAUGCUGCCACUGAAGACAGUCAAGUUUCAGCAGAAGUGACAAAAGCAAAAGGAGCACUAGAAGUCUUUGAAGAAACACUUUCUACACCGUCUCGUGACCGUUACAGGAAAAGAAUACAAGAAGGUUAUAAUACUUUGUAA
Molecule: messenger RNA, 1143 nt
Organism: Dreissena polymorpha
Lineage: Eukaryota; Metazoa; Mollusca; Bivalvia; Myida; Dreissenidae
Exons: 2
Coding region: 1-1143 (380 amino acids)
Cellular component (GO): nucleus
Molecular function (GO): DNA binding
Source: RefSeq, a predicted model, not a curated record